AUGUCAACAAAGCAAUCGCUCUUCGGACUACCUUACAAAUAUGUUAGUCUUAUAACUUUAGUUGUUCAAAAUAGCACGUUGGUGAUAGUAAUGCAUCGCUCGCGUGUUAUGGUCCCAAAAGAUCAACAGUACUUUGCCUCUACAGCGGUAUUCCUAGCCGAACUCAUCAAAUUAUUUAUAUCGUUAUACAUGGCGGGACGAACACAGAUAACAGAAAAAGGCUCAUUGAGCAUUUAUGACUUAUAUCAGGACAUAUUUUCUAGUGACGCUUGGAAGUUAAUGAUACCAGCAGCUUUAUAUACGAUACAAAAUAAUUUACAAUAUGUGGCGGUAAGUUUACUAGACGCAGCCACAUUUUCAGUGACAUAUCAACUCAAAAUCCUGUCGACCGCAUUGUUUUCGGUUAUCUUGUUGAAGAGAUCAUUGAGUGGAUUAAAAUGGUUCUCGUUGGUUUUGCUUACAUUUGGCGUGGCACUUGUUCAAUUCCCAUCAGACAAGAGCACAAAUUCAGCGGCGGAAGAUGACGAUGAAGGUAUGGAGAGAUUUGUUGGACUUGGUGCGGUGGCUGUCGCCUGCAUAAUUUCUGGGCUGGCUGGUGUUUAUUUCGAGAAGGUCUUGAAAGGUACACAUGCAACUGUAUGGACCAGGAAUGUUCAAUUAUCACUCUUUUCUUUAUUUACUGCGUUGAUCAUGGGUGUAUGGUGGAAAGAUGGUGCUAACGUUGCUGAAAAGGGAUUCUUUUUCGGAUAUAAUAUGGUUGUCUGGUCUGCAAUAUCAUGUCAGGCUAUUGGUGGGAUAAUUGUCGCGUUGGUAGUAAAAUAUGCUGAUAAUAUUCUCAAAGGAUUUGCCACUUCGAUCUCGAUAAUUCUUUCGUUUUUGGCGUCCCUUUGGAUCUUCACCGACACUAGUAUUUCAAUAACAUUCUUGGCUGGUUCCGCUCUAGUAUUGGCCUCUACUUAUAUGUAUAGCUUACCUGAUGCCCCCAUCAAUAAAGACACAGAAAAUGAUCGUGACGGAAGAACUGGUUAUACCAAAGUGGAACAGAUUGAUCUUCACGUGGAAAAAUAA
Messenger RNA from Ambispora leptoticha, 1068 nucleotides. The record is from the annotation of a GenBank genome assembly. Lineage: Eukaryota; Fungi; Glomeromycota; Glomeromycetes; Archaeosporales; Ambisporaceae.